Molecule: messenger RNA, 6492 nt
Organism: Clupea harengus (Atlantic herring)
Lineage: Eukaryota; Metazoa; Chordata; Actinopteri; Clupeiformes; Clupeidae
Gene: itsn2a
Product: intersectin 2a
Exons: 39
Coding region: 301-5466 (1721 amino acids)
Biological process (GO): intracellular signal transduction; positive regulation of Rho protein signal transduction
Molecular function (GO): guanyl-nucleotide exchange factor activity; protein binding; calcium ion binding
Source: RefSeq, a predicted model, not a curated record
CCUCUCUCGCUUGUGUAAUGACGUCAACGCUGUCACUUGUAGAUAGCAGGAGCGCCGCAUUCACCGCAAUCUGCUCCAGGUAGUAGCCUACUCUAGCCCAGGCUGGGAACCACAUCACGGGAUAACAAAGGUGCAGAUUCUCCAAAGCUGAAGGAUAUUAUUGGCGCGGUCUGCCUGAAUAACCGGUGACCUCGGAAUUAUCUUUAUUGUCUCCAUGCACGAUGAACGUUAGCUAGCCAGCUGGGCAGUGGAACCCUCUACCCCAAUCCCCCAACCCUAUCUGCUACCCCACCUGCAACCAUGAAUGGUGGUGUGAAUAUUUGGGCCAUCACUCCAGAGGAGAGGAGCAAACAUGAUCGCCAGUUUGACUCACUCACCCCUACUCUUGGAUAUGUAUCAGGAGAGCAGGCGAGGAAGUUCUUCCUGCAGUCUGGCCUUCCUGCUCCAGUGCUUGCAGAGAUCUGGUCUUUGGCAGACCUGACCAACGACGGGAGGAUGGACCGGCUGGAGUUCUCCAUCGCCAUGAAGCUGAUCAAGCUGCAGCUGCAGGGCCAGCCCCUGCCCUCCUCCCUGCCAGUCAUCAUGAAGCAGACGCCCACGCCCACGCCCUCCAUUAUGACGUCAUCAGCACGCUUCGGGAUGGGCUCCAUGCCAAACCUGUCUUUCAUGCCCACCACCGCACCCACCGCCGUCCCUGGCCUAAUGCCCCUACCCCUGACAUCCACAAUGCCACCCCCUCUGGUGGCCCUCGGGGGCAUACCUGUGCCCCUGAUGCCCACCUCUCUCAGCACCCCCGCCUUGCCUAACGGUGUGGCCUUGGGAUGCAGCCUACUUGCCCCAUCGCCUGUUGCCGUGACGACAGCGUUCUCUACCUCCACGUCCUUCCCCACUGGGUCCGGUUUGAGUAAAGCUCGCUCUCUGCUGGAUCUGGGUUCGAGCAGCUCCAACUCCUCCUCCACCACAUCUCUGGCCAGCAUCUCCCCCAAGAAGGGCUUGUCUGACUGGGCUGUUUCCCAGGCCGCGCGCCUCAAGUACCGCCAGCAGUUCAACAGCCUGGACAAACUGAUGUCAGGGUACCUGUCAGGACCUCAGGUUAGGAACGCAUUGACUGCUUCAAACCUCACUCAGACACAGCUCGCCACCAUCUGGAAUCUGGCAGAUGUGGACCAGGAUGGCCAGCUCCAGGCAGAUGAGUUCAUUCUGGCCAUGCACUUGGUGGACCUGGCCAAAACUGGCCAACCUCUCCCCCUGUCACUACCACUUGAACUAGUACCCCCCUCCUUCAGGACCAUAAGUAAGAGCAGUGAGAUGGUAAAUGGAACAGGUCCUGCCCUCUGCCCUGCACCAGCUGAUCUCUUAGAGCCAGAGCUGCCACAGAAGACCAAGAACAAUGCAGCGGUGUUCGAGGACAAGCUGAAGGCCAACUUCCAGCGGGGCAGCGCCGAGCUGGAGAAGCGCAGACAGGCCCUGCAGGAGGAGAGGAGGCGUGAGGAGGCGCGCAGGGAGGAGGCGCGCAAAGAGGAGGAGCGCCAGCGCCAGCUGCGUGACGCUCGCCACCAGGAGGCGCUGCGGGCACAGGAGCAGGAGAGGAGGUUGCAGAGGCAGAGGGAGCUGGACAGGCAGAGAGAGGAGGAGAGACGCAGGGAGGGGGAGAGAAUCGAGGUGGAGCAUCAGGAGUUGCAGAGAAGGAGGCAGCAGGAGCAGGAGGAGAUCAGCCAUCUGCGAGCACGAAAGAGGAGCCUACAGCUGGAGCUGGAGGCUGUGGGUAACAAGCACAAGCAGAUUUCGGACUGUCUCCGUGACUCCUGGAGUAAGCGGCAGAUCCAGAGGGCGGAGCUAGAUCUUGUCAAUCAGAAGAGGGACGGGAAGAUCGCUGAGAUCAGCUCUCUGCAGUUACAGCUGGAGGACUUCCAGAGGCAGCUGUCACAGCUGAUCCCAGAACAGCAGAAGCUGAAGGAGAGGCUAAGGACCGUCGGCCUGAAUGACUCCACCUGUACGUCUGCUCUGCUGUGCCCGGGGGGGUUGAGCGCAGCUGCCUUAACGAUGAGCUCUGUGAAGAACAGUGUGUCUGUGAAGCAGCUGGGCUGCAGGAAGCUGAAGGAGCAGCUGGACGCACUGGAGAGAGAGACCACAACCAAGCUCUCCGAGAUGGACCAGUACAACAGAGACAUCAAGGAUCUGCGCGAGAAACAGACCAAGCAGCAGUCAGUUCUGGAUGGACUGAUGCGAGUGAAAGAGGAGAAAGUGAAGGAGCUACAGAGAAAAAGAAAAGAAAUGGAGGAGAGGAAGAAGAAAGAGGAGGAAGAGGCUACAAGGCGUGCCCAGCUUGAGCUCGAGCUGGCCCAGCAGCUCCAGAAGGAGGAGGAGGAGAGGCAGCGACAGCGGCAGCUGCAGCAGGUGAGGGAGGCUCAACUCCGGGAGCAGGAGCAAAUCGAGGCCCAGGCUCGCCUCUGGCAGGCCCAGGAGCAGGCCGAAGAGGAGGAGCGGUGCAGGAAGAGGGAGAUGGAGGAGCAGGAAGAAGAGAAGAGGAGAGCGGAGGAGCAAGAGAAGAGUACGAAAGAGGAAGAGGGAGGGGAGGUUGUCGCUGUGCAACCGGAUGUGUUGUUGCUAGGGGGUGGAGUUACUGAUGACCUUCAAGCUCAGCUCUCUGCUCUGUUCAAGGGCGUGGAGGAUAACGCAGAGGUGAAGCCGCCACCAAGGAAGUGCACCUUUCUGACACCGUACCGGGCUCUGUAUUCAUUUGCUGCCCGCAAUGCAGAUGAGCUUUCUCUGGAGGCUGGUGGAAUAGUGGAGGUGAACGAGGGGACAGUGGGAGAGCCUGGCUGGUUUUAUGGCAGCUGCCAGGGGAAGCUGGGCUGGUUCCCACAGAGCUACGUGGAGAAAUGCCCCCCGGGGGAGGCGGCAAACUGCCCCUUAAACGCCAACCAUACUGAGGCUACUGACCCAGCCACCUCUGGUAACCAGAGCACAGGGAGCCUAGCCCAAGCGGAUGCCCAGACCUCGGGCUUUGCUUCUGGGUUAGAGGAGGCUCAGAUUUCUGCCUUCUCAACCAGCCUCUCAAACAUGUCUGGAGCCCCUCACACACAGUCUGAGCAGGUCAAGGCCUUGUGCUCAUGGACGGCGAAGGCCGAGGGCCACCUCAGCUUCUCGCAGGGCGACCUGAUCGCGGUUCUGCAGCGCCAGGAGAACUGGUGGCUCGGAGAACUCAGCGGAACCCAGGGCUGGUUCCCCAAGAGUUACGUUGGCACGACGGUAGCGGGCGAGGCGGCACCAGAACAGCUAUGCUCUGUUGUGGACGACUUGGAUUCUUCAGAUGUCUGUCAGCUUGAAGAGUUUGAGGCCCUGUACACGUAUGAGAGCCCGGAGGCGGGGGACCUGGCGUUCAGCGUGGGGGACACCAUCCUGGUGACAGAGAGGGAGGGGGAGUGGUGGAGGGGGUGUAUCGGCGACCACACAGGGGUCUUCCCGUCCAACUACGUCAAGCCCCGCGAGCUGAGCGCAACUAAACCUGGAGCCACCAGCAAGAAGCCAGAGAUUGUGCAGGUGACUACGCCCUCCGUUGCCACGACAGCGGAGCAACUGAGUCUGACCCCAGGUCAGCUCAUACUGGUGCUGGCCAAGAACUCUUCAGGCUGGUGGCUCGGGGAGCUACAGGCCCGGGGCAAGAAGCGCCAGAGGGGCUGGUUUCCCUCCGCCAACAUCAAAGUCCUGGGCGCCAACAGCGGGAAGUCCACACCAGCACCUCAGCCAAUGUGUCAGGUCAUCGCCAUGUACGACUACAAGGCCGCCAACGAGGACGAGAUGAGCUUCUCCAAGGGCCAGCUGAUCAUCGUGCUCAACCAGGACAACGCUGAUUGGUGGAAAGGAGAGAUCAAUGGGGUCACGGGGCUCUUUCCGACCAAUUAUGUCAAGAUGACUACAGACACUGACCCGUGCCAGCAAUGGUGUGCGGACCUGAUGAGUCUGGACACCAUGAGUCCCCAGGAGAGGAAGAGACAGGGCUACAUCCACGAGCUCAUCCAGACCGAGGAGCGCUACCUGGAGGACCUGGAGCUGGUGCUGGAGGUGUUCUAUAAACCCAUGGCAGAGUCUGGCCGACUCACCGAGGCUGAGAUGGCCAUGAUCUUCAUCAACUGGAGGGAGCUCAUCAUGUGCAACACCAAACUGCUCAAAGCCUUGCGCGUGCGUAAGAAGAUGGGCGGCGAACGCAUGCCCGUGCAGCUGGUGGGCGACAUCCUGGCGUCGGAGCUGGCACACAUACAGGCCUACAUCCGCUUCUGCAGCUGCCAGCUCAACAGUGCCGCCCUGCUGCAGCUCAAGACGGACAACACGCCCGAUUUCAAGAACUUCCUCAAGAAAAUCGCCACUAACUAUCGCUGCAGAGGUAUGCCACUGUCCAGCUUCCUCCUAAAACCCAUGCAGAGGAUCACCCGCUACCCGCUACUCAUCAAAAACAUCCUGGAGAACACGCCGGAAGGCCACGCUGAUCACGGCCCGCUGCGGGAGGCCCUGGAGCGGGCCGAGGAGCUAUGCCUGCAGGUCAACGAGGGGGUCCGCGAGAAGGAGAACUCCGACCGCCUCGAGUGGAUCCAGAACCACGUGCAGUGUGAUGGAGUCAUCGAGCACCUGGUCUUCAACUCCCUCACCAACUGCCUUGGCCCACGCAAGCUCCUCCACAGCGGCCGCCUCCACAAGACCAAGAGCAACAAGGAGCUGUGGGCCUUCCUCUUCAAUGACUUCCUCCUGCUCGCCUACACCUCCAAGCCCUUCUCCUCCUCUUCCUCGUCUGGCGCGGACAAGCUCUUCAGCACCAAGUCCAAUGCGCAGUACAAGAUGUACAAGACGCCGGUCUUCCUGAAUGAGGUGCUGGUAAAGAUGCCCUCUGACCCCUCCAGUGAUGAGCCUGUCUUUCACAUCUCACACAUCGACCGCGUCUACACACUCAGGGCGGACAGCAUUAAUGAGAGGACCACGUGGGUGCAGAGGAUCAAAGCGGCGUCGGAGCACUUCAUUGAGACGCAGAAGAAGAAGAGGGAGAAGGCCUACCAAGCACGCUCUCUCAAGUCCAGUGGUAUUGGCCGACUGUUGGUGACCGUUCAGGAGGCUACUGAGCUCAAGUCCACCAAACCCAACGGGAAGAGUAACCCUUACUGUGAGCUGACCAUGGGGGCUCAGUGCUACACUUCCAGGCCCAUCAGUGACCCCUUAAACCCCAAGUGGAACUUUAACUGCCAGUUCUUCAUCAAGGACCUGUACCAAGAUGUGCUCUGUCUCACCGUCUUUGAGAGGGACCAGUUCUCCCCUGAUGAUUUUCUCGGUCGCACUGAGGUUCCGGUGGCAACCAUCAAGAAGGACCAGGAGAUUAAGGGUCCAGCCCUUCGGAGGCUGUUACUCCACGAGGUUCCCACCGGGGAGGUCAGGGUUCGCCUCGACCUUCAGCUGUACGACUCCGUGUCUCACAAGUGAUGACGCUAAUAUUUACACUGAUCUCAGAUCAGUACAUCAUGGUUUUGGACUGGCUUUGGACUCUACAGAUGGCCUCUGUUCAGCCAUCUGUCACCAAAAGAGACACUGUUGUUUGAAAGAGUAUGGUUAAAUACUGCUUUUGCAAUUUAUUGAACCACAAUGACUCAUGACCACACCUCAUUCAAUGAUGGAGCCCACGCUCAUUACAAAUAAUCCUCACCAUUCAGAAGAGGGAUGUAGCUGGCGGCCCAAUCAGAGACUUUUGAAUCACAAUGAUGGAGGCCAUUCCCACCAAAAGUGACCCCGGCCAAUCAGAAAAGGAGGGAUGUAGCUGGCGGCCCAAUCAGAGACUUUUGACUGCUUUUGUUCCCAGACCACUGCUGACUCAGAUCUGCUGACGGAUCUAAAUCUGCUCUGGAUUUAAGGCAGCACCUGUUCCUGAGUCAGCUGAUACUACUGAUGUUUUUUUUUUUUAUCAGCUUUGACACUAACCUGCAAAUGUGCUAAAAACACAUCAGUGAUGAAGUGGCUCAUAUUACUGAAGUAACUCUAAAAGGAUUAUUUUACUCUCACCAGGCCAAUGUUGCUUUUAAUUUUUUAUUUCAUGUUUGAAAUGUUUUGUUUGAAUUUUUUUCGUAAAAUUUUUUAGCUGAUUGUUUUAUUUGACUUAUCAGGAAAAUAACAAGAAAAUAGGUGCAGCCUGUUCUAACACUGUUUAAGUUGUCAAAUUAUUCUGAUUUAAAAUAGCUUUUUAGAUAUAUUGUGAAUUUGCACAGAAGGAAAAUAACAUCCUGCCAAUACUCUGCUUUGAACCUAUGGCAUUGCUGGAGGAUCUGGCCACAUAACUAAAAUUAUGGGGGGGGGCUCUGAACCUGUGGCAUCAUCCAUGUCAUUUUGUACAUUUGGUAAAAUUCUAUUUGCAUGUUUUAAAUGCCUCAGGUCUGCAUUUCUGCCUUUACCUAUUACAAAGCUCACCGCUUCCGAAAGGAUCACCCCCACCGUCAUAAAUAAAUCAGCCUUGCCAAA